Molecule: messenger RNA, 951 nt
Organism: Nakaseomyces glabratus
Lineage: Eukaryota; Fungi; Ascomycota; Saccharomycetes; Saccharomycetales; Saccharomycetaceae
Gene: IZH1
Product: PAQR-type receptor
Biological process (GO): intracellular zinc ion homeostasis
Cellular component (GO): membrane
Molecular function (GO): signaling receptor activity
Source: RefSeq, a predicted model, not a curated record
AUGAGUGCAACUACUACUUUACGUAAGCGUGCUUCCAAGAGUGUUGGUGAGUCUGGUGGCCGGAAUGAUGGAUCCAUACAUGCGCAUGGUGAAGAGAAAUCUGAGAAGCUUUUAUGGCAUUUCAAUGAGCUCCCUGAAUGGCAAAAGGACAACGAUAAGAUUUUGCGUGGGUACGUGCGUGAAACAAACUCCUUUAAAAGAUGUUUGCAAUCACUACUAUACUUGAACAACGAGUCUGUGAACAUAUAUACACACUUGAUUCCAGCAGUAUUUUAUAUAUCGCUGUCGUUAUAUCUGGCAAAUGUGUUUCUUAUCCCAGUCUAUCCAUCAACUUCUAGUGUUGACUACGUUAUAAUUAACGUGUUUUUCCUGGGUGCCUUCUUCUGUCUGCUCUGCAGCAGCUGCUUCCAUUGUAUGAAACAACAUUCUGAGUCACAGUGUAAUGUCUGGAGUAAGCUCGACUAUUUGGGAAUUAUCUGUUUGAUCUCGUGUUCCACAGUUCCAAUGAUAUAUUACGGUUAUUUCGACCACAUUUCAGAAUUCACAAUCUUCACAGGUAUAACUCUAUUGUUGGCUAUAGGCUGCUCUGUAUUUGUCUUGACGGAUAAGUUCAAUACUACUGAGUAUAGACCUAUCCGUGCCUCAUUUUUCACCUUAUUUGGUUUUAGUGGAAUUAUCCCACUAGGAGCAGGAUUCCUAAAAUUUGGCGCAGAAGGUGUACUACAACGUAUCAGUUUGCCAUUUAUAGGUUUAGAAGCCUUGUUCUAUAUAUCAGGAGCAAUUAUAUACGGAUUCAGAUUCCCAGAAACAAUAGCUCCUGGCAAAUUUGACUUCUUCGGUAGCUCGCAUCAAAUAUUUCACAUCAUGGUGGUUUUGGGUUCAAUUUGCCAUCUGUUUGCAAUGGUUGAAUCUUACCAUUUGAUUCACUCAAACUUUCUGAGACCCGUGUAA